AAUUUCACUGAUUCUUGAGGAUUGUUGGUUAUAUUGAGACGAAAAAACGCCAGAAAACACUAGAAGUUGAGCUAUUAUUUUGAUUAUUAUUUCAGUCAUUAUUAGAGUGUUGUUCUAUAAUCCUUUGGGUUGUAGAAUUCGGACUGUUGAGGGUGAUUUUGGAAGGAAACGUUCGCCGAUUCGAAGGCGCAGUUGUUGCUUGUUUUUUUUCUCUUUCUUAUAUUUUUCAGCAGAAUGGCCCUUGUUCCCAAGUUCCGAAGAUUUCGCCACGGUGACGUGAUCCUGAAAGCCAGCAGAGAAGCAGACGAUUACAACAACAAGCCCGAAGACGCCAAGCCACCGAAAAGGAGUAAAACCAUUGAACAGGUUCRUGAAAAUGCUCUAAAAGCGGUYAAGGAAAGAAACGGGGAUGUCAAUAAUCGUAUUGAUGUUCUGGGAGAGUAUGAAGUUCAAUUUGGAACUUACAGAGGGACAACCUUCAGAUGGCUGCUGGAAAAUAAUCUUGGCUACACACUAUAUAUUAUCAGAAGUGUACGUCAGGAGAAAAAAGACAACAAGUCAGCACUUGGACGUAAYAAAAAUGCAUUGGUUGAGUAUGCAACAAUGUUUGAUGAAGUCAAAGCAGGUAUUGAAAUAAAGGCAAAGAAAGAUGGUACCCAAGUUGCAACCCCAAAAAACACAAGUGAUGUGACAAUUGAUGAUGAUAGAGAGCUGUGUGUUAUUGCUGAGCAGAUGGAAAUAAAAAGCAAUGAAGCUCCAUCAGCAACAUCCCCUCCUGAUUGCUUAGCUACAACGCAGCCAACAACUACCACUGUAGCUACAACGCAGCCAACAACUACCACUGUAGCUACAACGCAGCCAACAACUACCACUGUAGCUACAACGCAGCCAACAACUACCACUGUAGCUACAACGCAGCCAACAACUACCACUGUAGCUACAACGCAGCCAACAACUACCACUGUAGCUACAAUGCAGCCAACAACUACCACUGUAGCUACAAUAACGCAGCCAACAACUACCACUGUAGCUACAAUGCAGCCAACAACUACCACUGUAGCUACAAUAACGCAGCCAACAACUACCACUGUAGCUAAGCAAACCACCACUAAAAAGAAACAAAACAAUGAACAGAAACAAGAUCAGGCAAGCAAGACCGCUUUUGGACCGGAAGUAUAUGAUAAAGGAAAUUCUCUCCCAGAAGGCUGGCAAAAAAGUCUACCUAAAGAAGACCAUGUAUGGGUAGCUCAAGCCUUAUUCAAGACAAGUGUUAGGACUGGCAAGCCAGAAUUGGACUUUAGCAGGGUAAAUAAGUUGUGGUGGGAUCCUCCUCAGCCUGCACUAAUAAGCCAUAAAGUACCAAAUCCUGAUAAGUUCUUUGCCCACCGUUUGCUAUUGUGGAUGCCAAGGAAGCUAUGGAAUGUCAAACUGUCUUGCCCACAACCAGACUGUACGAAUAAAGAACUUACCAGUGCUGGAAUUUACCAGAAGGUGCGACAGGUGUUAGACAUUGAUAGUUACUACAACCUGGCAGCAGAGUACUUGGAGUGUAGAGAGUGCAAGAAGAAAAUAAUCAGCUGGAGUCCACUUAUUGUCAGACAGCUUGACCAUGGCCAUCAACUUCAAUUCCCUAUUGUAAUGACAUACCAGUAUGCUUGUGAUAUUAGGGUCAUUACUUUGCUAAGAGAGAGAAGCCUUGGUAACAGUGCAACCCAGCUACAGAAGAAGUUGGAAGAAGAGCACAGUGAAAAGUGGAUGAAGAGGACAAUCCAGUACCUCACAGAAUGCAAAUAUUUUAAAGAUGCGUCAAAGGCCAGACUUAUAUACUGCCCUACCUUUGAAGAUCCACCACCGUUUAAAGUGCUCCCCAAAUUUAAGUGGUUACUUACUGUGUAUGCUCAAGAUAUAGAGACUAGAAUCGACCAUAUCAAGGCAUCAAUAACCUCAACAUUUGGAGAUAUUCUCAAGAUGGACUCCACAAAGAAAAUAGUGAAGAAGUUGGCUGGGAAGAGUGCAGGUACUGCCACAUGGUGCACAAACAUUGGCAAUGAGAAAGGUCAAGUUCUUAUGAGUGUCUUGACAGCUAGUGAAGGUGUUGGACUUGGAGACAUGGCCAAUGGUCUCAUGAGAAGAUACAACAUGGCAGGUGUGGCCCCUCCUCAAGUUCUUUACGUUGACAGGGACUGUUGCACAGGGACAUCCAUCAAGACCAAAGAAAUGUUCUCUCUUUGGGAUAAUAUGACUAUACGGCUUGACAUAUGGCAUUUUAUGAGACGCUUUGCUGCUGGUUGUAACACUGAAGCCCAUCCACUCUAUGGUGUUUUCAUGAGCCGCAUAUCUCAAUGCAUCUUCGAAUGGAGCAAAGAAGACUUGGAGCUCCUAAAGUCAGCAAAGAAAUCGGAGAUGGAACUUCAAGGCAAAAGAAACCCCUCAGACAUGGAUGUUAUUGAGAGCAUAACUAAGAGGGAGCUUGCCCUACAUUGCAGACGGACAACGCGUAGUGAAGCAGAGAUAACUCGACUCCUAUACAACCUUUUGGAGACAAUGACAAACCAAAAAGAUGGCUAUGAUAGCUCGGGAGUUCCACUAUUGGAUUAUGAUCGCGUGUGGGAGAUUUGGAAUACUCAGAAGCAUCACAUUCCAUGCAUCCAAGACCCAGAGGGAGUGAAGCUAUACAUGCAGACGGGUACAUUGACCAAGGGCAAUGUCGUGUUGCCAACCUACAGAUGUGCAAGGGAUUCCACAUCACUUAAGUCAUUCCACCUACAUAUUAACAGAUUUAUUCCAGGAACCAGUGCUAGUGAUUGGCACUUCCAAGCUUAUCUUCUGGAAGGCCUAGCAAGGUGGAAUGCUGACCGAGCUGCUAAAUCUGUGUCUAAGGUGUCAAAUGGACCGACAACAUACAGCGGAGAGCUGGACCAUGUCAUUAAWARUCUCAGUUUGGAUGUCAUGGGAAAGAAAAUACAGCCUAAUGUCACACAAGUUGGUAUCUAUACAGGCGAACGGAUUGGAGUUGACUAUUUGUACAGACAGACAGGGCAAGUUCUUGAAAACAAGUACGAUAAUUAUGAUGAGGAAGAAGACCAAGAAGAUGUCCCCUUGUCAGAUUUUGAUCCAGAUCAGAUAGAUGAAGGGUUUGAUGAAAGUGAAGACAAUGACACUGUAGCAAUAGUUGAGGAGGUUUAUACCAUGUCAGUUGAAAACAUGACCGUUGGCAGUGAUAAAGUUSCAGAAAGUGACAGUAGCACUUCUGACGAAAGCCCUGCUGAGGACGUGUCAGAUGAAUUAUCGCGUGAGGCAGAGGCUCCUGUUGGGCCUGAUAAUAUUGAGGGAUGCAAGGAAGUUCAGGACCUGGCAGACUAUUUAGUAUCUUUAAGACAAGGAAGCAUGGCACUUACAAACUCCCAAGCAGAUGAAAUCAUACGCUUGUGGAAUAACCUCCGUGAAGUGGACAAGAAAACAACAUUCUYCCCAAGACACAGAACAAACUUAACUAAGGGAAAGUUCAAAGCAUCAAAAAAGAGAAAGAACACCGUGACUCCUGGAUUAGACAGCCUAAAGAGGCCAGCUCAAUGGCCUGAUUGCAACAGGUACAUGACUGCCAUUAUGACACGGCUUGGUGACAUCCAUCCUGCACAUGAGACCAUUAAAGGCAAAUCCAAACAGCGCUGGUCCUUAAUCUGCAAAAGUUAUAAGGGUAUCAGAGACCGUAUCGUUAACAAUGCUAGAGUUAUGCGAGGUACAAGCAUACAGCUUAUGGAAGUCAACCAUACUACAGUAGGGCAAUGGUUCUUAAGGCGGGCAAAGAAGGCAGAAGUGAAUGCAUUAAAGCAAGGAAUAACUUUAGCUCCUGCCAGUACUACAUCUGCCACUCUACCAGAAGCUGGUGUACAACCUCCAUCCCUGCCUGAGGUUGACUUCCCCUUCCCAUUUACUCAUAACAUUCCAAAGARCACCACUGGAAUGGGAAGAGGGCGAAAACUUAAAAAGCCACAAUCACUACAGCCAGCGACUGAUACUGUGAAAGUCAGACCUAUCAUGCCUAAGAAAAAGGAAGUGAGGACAGCCACUAAAAAGAAGACAUUAGAUUCAGGGACUAACUCUUCAGUGACUCUCAAGUCAGCUGCUGCUGUGGCAUCACCUAUACCACAAAACAUGCCCAAGAAUGUUACUGAAAAAGGAAAACAAAAGAAACAGCCUUCUGCCACAGCUACAGCUACAGUAAAUAUCAGACCUAAACAGUUUUUACCUCAGACAUGUUCACCCUACAUGCCCUACAUGCCACAAAUGCCCUACAUGCCACAGAUGCCUGUUCCAUUCAAUUCACCCCAAGUACUUUUUCAACCAAUGCAGCCUAUGCAAGUACCAUUGCAGAUGCCCAUGCUUGCAUCACAACAACCACAGCCUUGUUCGUCUGGUUUACAAACAGAUAGGAAGAGAAAACGUGAAAACACAGGUAGAAAAUGUGGGUCCUGUGGUAAGCCAAGACAACCUCCAACUCACAGACAAUUUUAUGGAAAUUGGUAUUGUCAGAAUACAGCAACAUUGAGCUAUGAAGAAUGGAGAAAACAGAUGGAGCCAAAAUAUAAGAAGAACAAAACAGUUUAAUUAGUUUAAGAUUUAUAUGUGAGAAUCAAAUGAAUUAAAAAAUAUAUCUUAUUUUGUGGCCGGGUGCUGGGCGGCCUUUAACUAACCCGGCUCCCCCAGUAGUAUAGUCAGCUCCUGGGAAUGGUAGUUUGGUGGAGGAAAUGCCAUCAGAAACAAACUUUUAAUGCUGCCUAGUAUUGUUACUAGAAGGUCCCAAGUCCUUGAUUUUAAAAGCAGAGGGAAAGUUUGUUUCUUUUUUUCCCCUUUUUUUCUUUUUUUACCUUUUUUCUUUUUCCCCAUUUUUUCUCUUUUUUCCUUUUUUUCCUUCUUUUUUUCUUUUCUCUUUUUUUUCUUCUUUUUAUAUUAUCCAUAACAACAGCUACUACAUGUAAACAUUGUUUUGUUAUUUAAAGCAUUUUAUACUAAUAAAUUGCAAGUUUGCGAUUUUAUUUACUUUGAUUUCCGAUAGUGCGAUUAUUUUAACAAUUAUUAUUGCGAAAUCACGGAAUAGACGUACUAUUCUGUUAUGCUACGUUAUGUUUCUAUAGAAUAUUAUACAGUAUUGCUAAUUAGGAGAAAUUAAAGUUUUUAUACUUUUCGGGAUUCCUGUGCUGUGUUAUGGGAAUCCCCUUUGGUUACGGCCUGACUUGCCGGCGCGGGCGUACUGUGCCGGAUUUCCAACAGAUUGCGAAGAAGAUUGCGCCCCUUAGCCCCGCGCUAAUCUCUCUUUAGCCAAUCACAAGUCAAGUAAGCAUUGCUCACUUCAUUUCACUUUGUUGAACAAUCACAGUCAAUCUCACUUUAAGAAGGCACCUUCACCGCACUUAAUCUUCUUCAAAUCUCUCGGGUGCUUGU
This is a messenger RNA of Exaiptasia diaphana, 5442 nucleotides long. RefSeq lists its product as uncharacterized. NCBI's taxonomy places the organism in Eukaryota, Metazoa, Cnidaria, Anthozoa, Actiniaria, Aiptasiidae. The transcript has 12 exons. The coding region runs from base 235 to 4608 and encodes 1457 amino acids. The record is from RefSeq and is a predicted model, not a curated record.